AUGGCUUUCAACAAGAAAUAUGCUGGUCUGCCAGACUUAGACCCCGCGCCAGAUAUCUAUGAGACCCCUGACCUGACCGACGAAGCGUCUACCGUCCCCACCACAACAGUUCGCACAGAAUCCGACCAAGACGAUGCGGGCUCUAAUUCCGACAUUGAUCGCGAAGGCGUUAAUGCCGACGAAGCUCGUGCACACUUCAUGGGCGCAGCAGUCGAUGCCCGCGACACCAAUUUCUCCGACAGCAUUUCAAUGAAGCGCCAAGCAUACCGAAGUAAAGAUAAAUCUCAGCGUCGGCGACGAAGACGUGAGGAUGGCACCGAAGAAGUUGGCGACCUGAGUGACAGCGAAGACGAGUCAAUGGAACGGCGACUAGCUCGUCUGCGACGAGAGGUGGAGGAUCUGAAAGUGGAAAUGUCAAAUAAAGCCUCACUGGAGAAAAAAGUGGUUUAUAGCGGAUCGACUGGACCUACAAGCGAGCCAAAAGCUGAAGACCGGGAACUUGGAGAUGGUGUAGCGGAGCUGAGUUGCGCAUUGGACAAUUUGCAUGCGCAGUCCCGAGGUGCUUCAAAUACAUCUUUCUCGGCUGCUGUGGCUCUUUCAAAGAAACUUGCAUCGGAUUCACCGGCACCAAAACCUGAUGGAAAGCAACCGCAACAACAGUCCCAGAAGGAGGGAGCUGCUUCUUCGGCUACCACAACAGUCCCCAUUGAGACAAGUUUACCAGCAGCUGGAAUUCUUUCCCACGCAGCUGCGUUCGAAAGCCGAUUGGCACUUCUGGAAACGUCAGUGGGAAUCUCAAGCGCCUCAAAUCCCUUUGUCGGAGACGGACUCAGCGAGCCCUCUCUACAACCUGUCCUCCCAGCUCUAGAUCAACUGACAUCUCGACUCGGCGCUCUUACUGGUCUUCUCGUGGGCACAAACCCAUCAUCCGGGAUUCCUACCGCCGUCCCAGGACUGACAACGCCACAUCUCGAAGCACUCUCAUCUCGAGUCCGCAAGUUAACAACGGAUGCCGAAGCACUAGCCUCCGCUCGCAAGCGCGCAGCCGAAACAGCCAAAGCAGCACAAUCAGCCCGCAUGGCUUCUUCGGGAUCGAAUGAGACUCCCGCUCCAUCUAAUGCUGACGGCUCCUCCCCCGCUGAUGACGAGCACACUGCCAAGAUUCAGGCUUUAUAUGCCACACUCCCGACCAUCCAGUCCCUACACCCUCUUCUUCCCAGUGUGUUGGAGCGGCUUCGCUCAUUGCGUGCCUGUCACGCCGGUGCUGCACAGGCUGCUGACUCGCUUAACGAGCUAGAAAAGCGACACGCAGAAAUGGCCUCGGAGAUUGAGCAGUGGCGCGAGGGUCUCGCUACUGUUGAGGAGAAGAUGGGUCAAGGCGAGGCGGCCUUGCGGUCGAAUGUUGAGACUGUUGAGCCUUGGGUACGUGAACUGGAGUCACGUAUGGCUCGGCUGGAGGGUCCGCCUGGUGGACUUUAA
Messenger RNA from Penicillium angulare, 1479 nucleotides. RefSeq lists its product as uncharacterized. Bases 1 to 1479 code for a protein of 492 amino acids. The record is from RefSeq and is a predicted model, not a curated record. Gene Ontology annotation, cellular component: cytoplasm; dynactin complex. Gene Ontology annotation, biological process: mitotic spindle organization. Lineage: Eukaryota; Fungi; Ascomycota; Eurotiomycetes; Eurotiales; Aspergillaceae. The transcript is spliced from 3 exons.